This is a messenger RNA of Fusarium mangiferae, 450 nucleotides long. RefSeq names its product putative Golgi apparatus membrane protein TVP18. Gene Ontology annotation, biological process: vesicle-mediated transport. Lineage: Eukaryota; Fungi; Ascomycota; Sordariomycetes; Hypocreales; Nectriaceae. The transcript has 4 exons. The record is from RefSeq and is a predicted model, not a curated record. Bases 1 to 450 code for a protein of 149 amino acids. Gene Ontology annotation, cellular component: Golgi membrane.
AUGACGCUCAAGGAGGAGUUCCAAACGCGAAACUUCAGCAUCUACGGACAAUGGCUUGGAAUUCUUUCCAUGAUCAUCUGUCUAGCUGUUGGAAUCGCCAACAUCUUUUCGUUUAAUGUAGUUCGCAUUAUCUUCUGCGCCUUUGCUAUCGCAUCGGCCUUUGUCAUUCUUUUCAUCGAGGUCCCUCUUCUUCUCCGAAUCUGCCCAACCUCCGGCAAGUUCGAUGAGACGAUUCGCAAGAUCUCGACCAACUAUAUGCGCGCAGCCGCCUACGGCGUCAUGUCUGCUCUGCAGUUCAUUAGCAAUGUCAGCGGUGCAAGCAGCUUGAUUGCCGCUGCUGUCUUCCUGCUACUGACUGCUCUUUGCUACCUGCUUGCCGGUAUCAAGGGCCAGGCCUUUGUCGGCAGCAAGACCCUCGGUGGUCAGGGUGUCGCGCAGAUGAUUGUGUAG